This is a messenger RNA of Lymnaea stagnalis (great pond snail), 10445 nucleotides long. The record is from the annotation of a GenBank genome assembly. NCBI's taxonomy places the organism in Eukaryota, Metazoa, Mollusca, Gastropoda, Lymnaeidae.
UGGAUGGACAUUCAUUACCUAUAUUGUGUGUCUUGGCAGUUCUUACUAUGGUGCACAGUGAAUCAUGAAAUUGAUUCGUAUAAAAAAUUUAAUCAACUUAUUUAAAAAAUGAAGGUUAGCUCAGUAGCAACAAUAGAAAGUGGACAUGCAUACAGAGGCUCCAGGGGGUCGGUAAGUGCAAUUUUAAAAUCGCUUUCCAACGAAAGUCUUUAUAUUUAUUUAAUUCUACUUUUGAGAAUGAACAUUUUAAUAUGGAAAUUAUCACAAAAGAUUUUUUUUUAACCAUUGCUUACAAAAAAACUUUGCUCUUUGCUAAAAAGUAGAAUUAUAGACUGGUUGUUUUUUUUUACUUCUGGUCCUGGUCGUUUGCCGUCCGUUGAUCAAUCUAAUAGUCAAAAAGCCCUGCCCUAACACUUUCCCCCCACCCCCAUCCCAAAAUCAUACAGUUAUGACCGGUGGUUAUUACGCAGCAUAGAGACGUUGUAACUCUGUGGCAUCACCCCACAUGCGACCAUUCAGGUUAGCACGAAGAAGACGAAUCGACCGAACGAGAGGGUCACGUGUGACAGCAAAAAAAUUAUGCUACGAACCCCAUGGAUAUGCGAAAGAAAGUCUUUUAUAAUAAUAAUAAUAAUAAUAAUAGAAGACCGCCCCCUUCGCACCCCUUCCCACACCACUGGUAACGCUAAAUAAACAUGGAUUCUCCGGGAUGAACCAGGAACAAGACCAACUAUAAUAAAAUACUGUACGUCAUAGAAUGGAUAAACUUUCUGAAAAUGUGUGUGAUAAAUUGAAUGCGCAUUUAACGAAAUAUGAAUCAUACUAGCUUUAGCCUGCCAAACAAUGGCGGCCGCAAUACGUGAACGUCCCAUCUACUUACUAAAGUUAUUUAACAAAACAUGCAUUCAAGUUCAAGUAACGCUUUUUAUAAGAUUAGUGCUCCCCCCCCCCCCCCCAAUACGCUACCGCCCCUGAACUACCAUAAUAUCUUAAUGCCCCCCCCCCCGCCCCCAUACACCGCAGAUUUAUUACACCAACAGCUAUAGCCCGUAAAAAAUGGCGUGAACUUCCCAUUUACUUAAGUUACUUGACAAAACAUGCAUUCAAGUAACAUACUUCAUAAGUAUCCCAUUAGUGCUUCCCCCCCCCCCCACCUCCUCAGGUUAGCAAGCGCCCACUUUUUCACACCCCUGAGCCCUGAACUAUAUUAAAAUUCUAAUAUCCAACCCCCUUUUAUACCACAGAUAUAUAAAACCAUCUAUAAAUUGAGACUAUUUUUGUAAAUGAAAGGAAAAUAUUAUCCGUAAAACAAAAGAAAAUAUUACGCAGCAAAGGCGCUUGUGGUAUGCUUAAGUAUCCCAUUUAGCGCAGUUUUCGGGAAAACUGAGCAGUGAAUUGGCUGAAGUGACAAUAGCAGUGCUGGAUUAACCUUAAGUACUAAGCAUUGAGCUUGUUGAAGUGACAACAGCAGAGCCGGGUAACCUUAAGUCAAAUGAAACACAUGCCUAGGGGCCUCAGCACCUCUUAGUGGUCACGCAACAAUGGAUCCAAUGUUUAGGGGAGAGGCGGGUACUUAAUUUAUUAUUGAACUAAUUACUUGUAAUGAUAUAGUAUAGUCAUGAUGGCGAUUGGACAGUUUCUGCCUCAUAGUCAUAGUUCCCACAUUAAGUCGAGCUUGCAUUCAGAAUGUAACUGAAGCUUUUGUGACCAGGGCGUACCAAUCGGUUGCAGAAUAAUUUAUAAUAUCCGACAAUCUUGAGACUAGCAGAUUAAAUCUUGUCAAUGUUUGGACCAACUUAUAGACUAGACAUGAGACAACAUUUUCAACCAACAACAUCAAGAAGUCUUUUUGCGAAUUGCUUUGAGUUCAAAAUGACCAGACUACCGAUCAGUCGUUCACAAUGAACUUUUUCGGCAAGGAAAACAAAUUGGAAUGCUAAAUUUAGCUACUAAUACUACACGGAAUUUCAUUAAUGAAGUAAAGACAAACUAAACAAGAAAUUGACUCUUUUUUUUCAAUGUCAAUAUGGAAAUUUAUAAUCUUUCAUUUUGGUGGAUUUUUCGAUAAAUGACAUAUCAUACAAUGGGAUACUAGUCCCGUUAUUCAGAAAUUGCAAGAUGUUCUAUUUUAAAUCAUAAGCAGGUGCAUAUGGAAACAAUGUUUUUCUUGUUAUCACCUUUAGUUGUAAGGCUAAAAUCCUAUAAUGGUAUUGACUCAUUUGGGCUUUAAUAAGUUCCUCAAUUGAAUUGUUAGUGUACUUAUAUUUAGCUAUAAAUAAAAAUAAAUUAUUCAAUUAUUUUACAAGGGAAAGGCUAUAAAUAAAAUAAUAUCCCAAUAAAAUGUGGGAAAAUAAUCAAUUUAGAAAGGAACAUGCAGAAAUAACGCAAUUUAAUAUUACUGAUAUAAAUAGAUUUCAAACGAUGAUAUAGGCCUAGAUCAGGGGUCGGGAACCUAUGGCUCGCGAGCCAGAUGUGGCUCUUUUGAUGGCUGCAUCUGGCUCGCAGACAAAUGUUCGAUUAUAAAAAAAAGUCGCAUUAAUGUUAAGAAGUACUCAUUAUUGAUUAGCAGCAGCAUAAAAAUGUUAUAAAAAAGAAUUCAGAGACAUAAUUAUUGCAUUUUAGUGUUGAAAAGACACAAAAUGCACACAUUUUACUUGAAUUUUUAGUUUUAAACAUAAUGUAUGGCUCUCACAGAAUUACGUUUCAAAAUAUGUGGUGUCCUUGGCCCUCUCAGACAAAAAUUUUCCCGACCCCUGCUAUAGAUGAUCACCACCUUAAUACUCAACCAGUAUAAACGACUCUUUAUUUUACAACUUCCCAGCAUGUUCGAGAACAAUGGACAAGCAAACUGGACUUUUUGCUCUCUUGUCUUGGAUUUGCUGUUGGCCUUGGAAACGUAUGGAGAUUUCCAUAUCUGGCAUACAGCAAUGGAGGAGGUGAGUACUAGGAUUGCACAAUGACCAGUUUGGCCAAAUACACAUUAAUUAUUAUUUAUUUAGCUUAAAACUGCAAUGUCUAUUUUAAUUACACAUUUAGGCACAUCAUAUCGUGUCCUAAUUGAUCACAGUCAUAAAGCUACUACUUGGGUCACGUGAAGUAAGGUGUUACAUAAAAAAAUUGAUAACCGGGUCGAGAAUAUAAGCGAGAGAAUAUAAGCGAGAGAAUAUAAGCGAGAGAAUAUAAGCGAGAGAAUAUAAGCGAGAGAAUAUAAGCGAGAGAAUAUAAGCCAGAGAAUAUAAGCCAGAGAAUAUAAGCCAGAGAAUAUAAGCCAGAGAAUAUAAGCCAGAGAAUAUAAGCCAGAGAAUAUAAGCCAGAGAAUAUAAGCCAGAGAAUAUAAGCCAGAGAAUAUAAGCCAGAGAAUAUAAGCGAGCGUUUCUCUGUCACCCAAGAUCUGAACGUUGGGCCUAGACCGGAAAUUAAAAUGUGAUCACAACAAAGAUAAGAUGACCCUCAUCUGCAAAGUUGAUAUGAGUCGACCAUUGACAUGGCUAGAACUAUGUCAUAUCAUCAUUGAAAGUUGUAUCACCUACACCCAUGUUUCACAACAUUCUUUUCCUUUUUGAGUUCCCCAAAAUGUUUAUUUAAUGCCCCCCCCCCCCGGUUCAGUCCAACACUGCCCACACCCUUUUGAAAUUUAAAUAAAUCUACCCCCCCCCAAAAAAAAAUAUCUUAAAAUGCCCCACCCCCCCCCUUUUUUUUCACUGGGGUGUAAACUCUUGCCAACACCAAAGACUGACUUUAAAGCAGUGGUUUUCAAACUUUUUCCGCCCCUGCCCCCGGCGCAAUAAACCCAUUCCUAGCCCCCCUUUCCCCCUAACCCUAAUCCCCCCCCCCCCGUGCUACCAAAAAUAUAUUAAGCAGGACAGAGGGUAGCACAACUCUGUAAAAAGAUUAAAACACAAUACAUUUUUGUAUUGUUACAUGCAAUUUAACUUUUAUUUAAAAUGUUUAAAAUCUAUUUACUAAAAAUAAUUCAGCAAUGAACGACUCUUAUAAUAAGUACAGCUUAUUUAAUGUAAGAUUAUGAUUGGGCCCUUGGAAAUUAAUUAUGCCUAUGCAUCGUUAAAAUAUGAUUACUGAAUGCUCUGGGUGUGUUCUUAAAACACUCUUAAACCAAAACUUUCAGAAAGAGUGCAUAUGUUUCUUUUCACGAUAGAGUUUCUCGACCAACCACCAAAAUAACAUGACCAGGUGAAAAUUUAGGAAAUUUACUUGUGAAACAAAAAAUUCAAAUAAUAUUUCCUAAACUUUGGUGUCGGCUUUGAAUUAGCUAUUCAUCAAAACGACCUAAUUAAGUCAUCUAAAACUUAAGAUGGAUUUCUCCUAGAUUCUGAAAUUUAAAUUUAAGAAGAUCCGUAAAUAGGUCAGACACAAUUUUAUUUACCGUAUUAAAAUGGUCACAAUAUAUUUAAACAGUAGCGUCACUAAGGGGUGUGUACCGCACCGGAGGACACCCUUACAGGAGAAUGGUGCCAAAUUGCACAUUUGACAAUGUUAACUCAAGUCCAUUUAAAAAAUUAUCAUGAGCAGAGUACCACAAAAGCAGGUUGCCGCCAGAACAGUGUCUCACCAUAGCAGGUUGCCACCAGAACAGUGUCUCGCCAUAGUAGGCCUACUUUGCCACCAGAAAAGUGUCUCACCAUAGCAGUUUGCUACUAGAGCAGCGUUUCACCAUAGCAGGUUGCCACCAGAAAAAGUCUCACUAUAGCAGGUUGUCACAAGAAAAGGGUGUGAGAGUUCUUUCACCAAAACAGGGUGCCAUGAGGUGGAGAAGGGUGUCAUCAGAGUAGAUUGCCACGAGAGAAGGUUAUGUCAGAUAAGGUUCCAAACCAAAUAGAUUGACACCAGAGCAGGCAGACUCUGUGAGAUCCAUGGCUAAGUCUCAAAAGAAGGAGGUUGGCAUUAUGGGUUUACCGCACUCGGUAUCACCACCCCCACCCCCACCCCUAGUGAAAACACUUACUUUAUCCUCUUAACAUCUCUUCCCUUUCCCUUUUAGGUUCGACGGACUUGAAGAGUUGUCAAUAUAUCUAAUGAUCAGAGUUAAUUAAGAUAUGAAAGCAGAUUUAAUUUAGAUAUGAAAGUAGAGUUAAUUCAGAUAAGAAAGUAGAGUUAAUUUAGAUAUGAAAGUAGAGUUAAUUUAGAUAUGAAAGUAGAGUUAAUUUAGAUAUGAAAGUAGAGUUAAUUUAGAUAUGAAGUUAGGGUUAAUUCAUUUGGUUUAGAUAAUAUUGAAAUCAUUUUCCAUAAAAAGUUAACUGAUGUUAUUAAAAUCCGCAACUAUAUAUGACAACAGCUAAGGCGUGUCUCAUGACUUUGGGGUCAGCACUGAGAGAACAAAUAAAUAGCUCCUUAAAGCGACCUGCACACUCACACCUGUGAACGUAAAUAAAUGUUUAGUUUGUAUCUAACAGAUGUUGGCGAUGAACCAAACAAUAAAGAGCAGAGAAAUUAGGAAUUUGUUUUAAAACUGCUAAAAACAAACUUCCUUAGUGGUAAAGUGAAACCUCGUCCAUUUUCAAAAAGUCCCUUAAAACUCAUCUGUUUAGGUCCGCCUAUGACCUGUGAUGCACCCUCCUUGCCCUACCUAAUUUUCUGUUUCGGUUUAAUCCUGAAGUGUCAAAGUGUCCUCUUUUUAUAGCCAUUUUCAUUGUUUCUAUAGAAUAGUAGUUACUAUCCUAGUGUCUCAUUUGUAUUUACUUAGUUUACAUGUUUUAAUAAUUGUAAAGCGCUUAGAGCUUUAUGAUAAGCGCUAUAUAAAAAUGCCUAAAUAAAUAAAUAAAUAAAUAAAGUCAAAUUAUGCACAGUCACGCCAAUCUCCUUUAUAAAAAAACGUUCAACUGCCAUCUGUAUUAAGACGAACAAACUUUUAUGUAAACAGUCAUAAAAUAAAAUGAUACGUAUAGGGCCUAGUUAUAUUUGACCUAUAAGCAUGACCAUCUCUGACAAGGCAUUGCCAUUGAUAAAUUAAAAACCUUUCAAUAGUAUUGCCAUUGAUAAAUUAAAAACCUUUCAAUAGUAUCAAAAUCUGACAUUCAUAACAAUGCUCCGUGUUUUUUUGUUUGUGUUUGUUUUGUUGUUGUUGUUUUUUUUGGGUUUUUAUUUUUUUGUGCAUUAUUUGACAGAUGCCUUUCAUGGUCAUGAGUUGUUGUUUUUUCUAGGCCGAUAAUGAUCAAUAAUUUUUAAUCAUUUUUUAAAAAAUCAAUUAAUCUUAUAUAUAAGACGUGUCCUCUGCUUUAAUCCACCACCGCCCCUUUAAGUAGUCCCAGCGCCGCCCUAAAUCUGCUGAGCGUUUACCGCCCCCUCCCCGAUAUCCCACCAACCCCUGGGGGUGGUACUCCCUCUUUGAGAACCACUGCUUUCGAUAUUAUUAUACAAGUAGAAUUAAGAUAAAUUACUUUGUUUUAAGUUAUUUGCCAAAUGUGAAAAUGCUCCUGAUAUAUGUACUGUAGAUAAACACUGAAUGUUGCUAAAAGUAUUGUAAAUUAUUUUAAAUUUUGACCAAAGUUACGUGACUAUAUGCAUAACAAUCAAUUAUAACGGAAUAUGGAAAACAAGUUAAAUUACCCGAACAUAUGUUUUAUAAGUACUGAUUAUUACUGCAUAUCGUCAUUUUAUUCACGCAUUUUCAGGUGCCUUUUUUAUACCCUACUUUACAAUGCUUAUAUUUGUGGGCAUUCCUAUAUUUCUUAUGGAGUCUGUGAUUGGUCAAUUCUCUAGCAGUGGACCUACAACGUGCUGGGACUUUUGCAGAAUCAUUGAAGGUUUGGUAAUAUUAAUCCUCUUUAUCAGUGCUGCUAACUAUAUUUUAUAAUAUAAGCAAUGAUAUUAUGAUAGGUUAUAAAAUUACGUUUCAAGCAUUUCGAAUGUUAACUUUUUUUUUUUUAAAGUUUUCUCAUAUUAUUAAAAUUAUUGGAUUUUGUCAAACUAAAAUUCUUCUCAUUUAUUUUUUUCUACCAAAACAGGUUGUGGCUAUGCAAUGAUCUUUGUGACGUUUCUGACAUGCAUUUUCUACAACAUGAUUAUUGCAUGGGCUUUUUUCUACAUUUUCAUUUCACUUACACCAGAAGUGCCGUGGUACCACUGUGGUGACUGGAGCACACCUUGUAGGACGUUUGUUGAUUUCAAAUUAUUUUUUUCAAUUGAAAAAAGAAAUAUCUAAAUCUUACAGAUAAUUUGAAUGAUCUUAACUAAUUGAAUAAUAGAAGACUAGCAUUUAUUGGAUAAUACCUGAUGGCCUGUAAUAUGAAUGUAUAAUCUAUGGUAGGCUGUAAUCUAAGGUAUAAUCUUAAUCUAAGGUUUUUAAUUUUCGCAUGCUAAUAUAUAAAAUAUAAUUAUUAGUCAUACAUUCUCUAGUUUAUGCUUGAAAUAUGCUGACAUCUUAUAAUAGGACCCUUAAAAAUCACAUUUAGUUCACAGUAUAGACAAAGAAAAAAACACAGUAAUACUUAAUGUGUUAAAUUGCUUGACUUUGUGGACUUUGAUUAUAAAUCAUUGAGACCUGGUUUUUUCUUUUCUGUUUUUUUAAAUGUUCAUGAAGGCAACCAUGAGAUACACAAGUACUGAUUAGAUGAUUUUUUUCUAUCAUUAUACAUUGCAAAAUUGUAAUUAUAUCUUUGCAAGACUGUAGCGAGAGAGUGCGAUACACAACGCUAGAAGGUUGCAAGAAUGAGAGUGGUUCACCCUUACCCAAUGGCCUGUGCAACUCAAAAGAAUCUAAUGGCACUGUCUGGUUAUGGAAUACUACCUUAGCCCAAGCAAAUGGAAUAUAUGUCAACUUUCCUGCAAAGGAAUAUUUUGAGUAAGAAAAUAAAUGCAAUUUUUAAAAUAAGGCCCAUUAAAAGAAUUUUUUUAUUAAUGUUCAUUAAGGGUAUUUUGAUGAAUCAAUUUUUUUUUUUUUAGAAACUUAACUAUGUUUUAGACAUAUUCAUAUGGUAAUGAUGAAUUUAUGAUUUUUUUAAAUAUAUACCUGUAUUUUUCUUACUUGCAGGCGGAGGGUUCUAGGGGCAACAGAAGGCUAUGAUAUAUCUAAUAUUGGACCAAUGAGACUUGAUUUAGUUUUGUGUCUAAUUCUGGCAUGGCUCUUAGUUCUCCUAUGUUUAGCUAAAGGAAUAAAGAUCACUGGAAAAGUAUGUUGAUAUUUUCAAACGAAUGCUUAAUUCAGCUUUUACAAAAUUAGAAAUUGGUUGCUCAGAAGGAGACAACUCAUUUACACAACUAAUGGAGGAGCCUAUGACAAAUUUAAGAAAAACGUCUAUUUCUCUCCUAUUUAAAUUAGGGAAACGCACAAUUCAAAAUGUUUUAAAUUCUUUACCAUUUCAUAUAGGUUAACUAAUUAUAGUAGUUAUCACUAUAAAAUAAAAUUUACCAGAAUAUGAAAUAAUGUUGGCAACAGUAAUUUUGCCCGCCUCUUGACCAAGAGGUAGCAGUAGUAAAUUUUGUCAGAUCGUCCCUAAGCGAAGAGUAACAUAGAUGAAAUGGAAUCAUUAGCUAUGUAAGGCAACUUUUCUUUGGGAGAAGCCGGAAACCCUGAGUAAAAAAAAAUGCCACUGGAUGCUUCCAUGGGAAAACAUUAGCAACAUAGUUGCAAUUACUGGGCUAUCUUGGUGCAUAACAAACAGUACUAUACAAAAAGGCUGUAAUCCUAAAAGAUACAUUCCAUGGCUGCAAAAAUAAAUCUGAUGGAAAAAAAAUUCAGGUUUUCAAUUGUUUAUGAAAGUUAUUAUCCGUAGAUUUUUAUACUUUGGCAGGAUGCAAUGAAGAAUGGAAAUUGUUUUCAUAAAACAACUGAGCGAAAACAGAAUGAAGAACCAGUGGCAUCACUAGGGUUGAAAUCACCAAAUGAGGUUAACUCAUGGUUUCACCUCUUCCAGACUUCUGGUAGCACCCUGAUCUGGUGGUACCCUGUUCUGGUGCCACCCUGCUCUGUCUGGUGAAAUCCUGUUUCGGUGACUUCCUGCACUGGUGGCACCCUGCUUUUUUAAUUUAACCUAGAUCUGUUAUAAAACUGACCCAAACGGGCUCUGUCAAAUUUUUAAUUUUUCAUUUGGUGUCACCUCUAGGAGGGUUUUACCUGGUGCUGUCUGCACCCUGUUAGGGAUACUACUGUGAUGAACCUUAAGAUCUAAACAGAUCAUGGUAAAAGCCAGCAAUAAGUUUUCUCAGUCAUUCUAGAUGUAAGUUGUUAAUUAAAGUUUUGCUUUAUUUUGACUUAUACUAAAUUUUCAGAUUGUUUAUAUCACAUCCACGAUGCCCUAUCUGAUGCUAUUUAUUCUUCUCUUUCGUGGCCUUUACCUUGAUGGUGCAUUGGAAGGAAUAAUGUAUUAUAUAUCACCAAACAUAACUGCAAUUAAGUCUCCAAGGGUAACAAUGAAUGUUGAAAUAUUAUUUAGUAAAUUUUUACUUUGUAAAUAAAUAUCAUCAUCUUCCCAAUCCAGCAGCCACUUGGGCUAUUGCUCUUUGGCCAUAUAGAUAAUUUUGCAGAUCUUCUCUAGUUGUUUAGUCUGCAUUUAAAAUGUUAAUGUAGUCGGUAUUUGUGAUGAAUAAUUAAAACGUACGUCCUGGAGUGCUGCCAGUGAAAGAGGUGUUGUGUUAAAGUCUCAUUGAGAUGUUGGUAGAGGGGGCACAUGGCUGUUUAUCUAGUUUUAUGAGGGUGUAAGUUCAGUUGGAUGUGUCCUGUGCCAAAGAUUAAAGUUUGACGUUAUUUAGUUAUUUUUGCUGUUCUUUUGAUGCUCCCUAAUGUGCUAGUGCAUCUGCUGCUCUCAUAUUUCCCUGCAUAUUUCAUAUAUUAUCCAAUGUAAAAUACCUCACUUAAUGUUAUAAUAUGCCAGUUAAAAAUAUGUUAUGAUCAUUUGUAAAGAUUUUUUUUUCAUUUGAGUUAUUAAAAAAUAAUACAAAUUUUUGUGAAUAAAUCUGUGUUUUAAAACUGUAAAGACUGCUAAAACAUGUUAAAAUUUAGAUCCCUUUUGAGUCAUUUAACAUCUCUUUACUUGUUAUUUAUUGCUUCUAUUUAUUUAUUAUUUUGUAUCCAUGUAAAUUUAGAUUUGGAAAGAUGCAGCAGUUCAAAUAUUUUUUAGUCUUUCAUCUUCUUAUGGUGGCCUGAUAACUUUGUCCAGUUACAACAAAUUUCAUAAUGACAUUUUAAGGUAGGUUUCGUGCGAGAUACUUUUCAAUAUGAUAUUUUUUGGUUAAAAAAUUAAGUAAUAUCUGUUAAAAAUGCUUACGUUUUAAAGCAUUUCUUAGGGUACACCAUAAAAAAAAUUCGUACUCAUUCUGAAUGACCAAAUUUAAUGACGAGACAAUUGGUUUUAUUUGUUUCCAGUGACUCAAUUUUUGUGUGUAUUGGUAAUAGCCUGACAAGUAUCUUUGCUGGGUUUGUUGUCUUUUCGUUUCUGGGAUUUUUGGCACGUGAUUUGAACACACCAAUAAGUAACGUAGCUGCUUCAGGU